AUGACAGUUUCUGGAGCUAAGGAUACGCUAGGAAUUAGUGAAUCUCUGAAAUUACACAAUGGUGAGAUCUUGGAGUCCUCUAACAAGCGUUAUCGAUUCUUGAGCGACCAUUCUUCUUCAUUCUUGGUAAUUCAAUUCGUGUAUUUGAAUCAUUCAGUCAAUAUCUGGGCUGCCAAUGAUUAUCUGGAUGCAUCAUCCAGACCUCGAAUUUCAACUAUGUCGAUGAAUGAAAGCGGGCGGCUAGAGGUGUAUGGCAAUGGUAAUUCGGAUGUUGCAGUAUUCACUGUGAAUUCUAAACAGAAAGUUAUGAUCAGCAAGACAAGAGCAACUCUGCUUGAUAAUGGGAACUUAGUUCUGACAUCAAGAUCUGGGCGUACUGUUUGGCAAAGCUUUGAUUAUCCCGCUGAUGAUACAUGGCUAUCAUCUGGAAUGAAACUUGGGAUUUCUCUGUUGAGCCAGAGAAGUACAACCUGCUGCCUGCAGCGUGCUGCUUCUGGCGCCUUCCCCUGGUUCUCCUUCAUUUCCUUUUGGCCCUCCCGGUGGAAGAAAGGAAUCGAAGAAUUCAAGGGUGAAGUUUUAUGUUAUUGGUGCUUGUGCGGGCGCUUUUCUAGCAGCUCUUGGAUUGCUUUUCUGGCGUUGUAA
This is a messenger RNA of Coffea arabica (coffee), 642 nucleotides long. The record is from RefSeq and is a predicted model, not a curated record. Lineage: Eukaryota; Viridiplantae; Streptophyta; Magnoliopsida; Gentianales; Rubiaceae.